Purpureocillium takamizusanense is the source of this 294-nucleotide messenger RNA. RefSeq lists its product as uncharacterized. The record is from RefSeq and is a predicted model, not a curated record. Lineage: Eukaryota; Fungi; Ascomycota; Sordariomycetes; Hypocreales; Ophiocordycipitaceae. The transcript has a single exon. The coding region runs from base 1 to 294 and encodes 97 amino acids.
AUGCCCGGGUACACGUCCGCUCAAGUGUCCGACCUGCUCGCGGGCCUGAAGGCCAAGCUCGACCCGGAUUCUACAUGUUCCGAGCCACCAACAGACCAGGAGCUGCAAUUCAUGGCCCACCAGCUCACGGUGUACUACCACCACUGGGACGUCCUGGACGAUGAGACUAGGCACGAGCUCGAUGACGCCCAUUGCCUCUGGGAGAAGGAGGCUGUCGCGCCUGGCCGGCCUGAGUACGUGUGGCGACUAGCUCUUGAACUGAUGGCGAAGCAGUUGGCCGUCCGGAGGAGAUGA